Molecule: messenger RNA, 859 nt
Organism: Arvicanthis niloticus (Nile rat)
Lineage: Eukaryota; Metazoa; Chordata; Mammalia; Rodentia; Muridae
Source: RefSeq, a predicted model, not a curated record
CGCGUGCGGUACACGAUGGCCCAAGUGGCUACCGAGCCCGGAGAGCUUCGCGUUUCCUCUUGUUCCCUUUCCAGAGAAGGACUCUUUCGGUCUGGGUAGCUUAUUAAAGCUCAGGCGGGAAAGAGAGAAUUACAAUUAAAGAAAUUAUUUCGGCUUUUCAACGUCGGACACUUUAAUAGUAACUGGGGAGCAAUUGCGUUCAGAGAUUUCGAGGGCAGGUUUCCUGGCUAGAUCCUGACACGUUCUCGAAGUCCAGGGGACAGGGUUUUGGAAGCAGACUCAGGCUCUGGUAGAAUAAGCAUUUUUUUUUUAUCCAAAACAGUUGGAUCACAAGGACAAGUUCUAUGUUUUGAGAUAUGAAAGACCAUGAUAGGGUUAGAAGAAUACCAUCACUAGCAUAAUUCAUGGAGCUUAAGUCAAAUUCAAGAAUGGCUAGACCAUGUGAGUUUUAUUCAUAAUGAUAUUUCAAAAGCAAAGGAAGACAUAAAGUCUCUAACGUUUGAUACACUAGCUUUGGAUGUGUUAAAUCCUCAAGUUGCUUUAGAUUAUACACUCGCUUUUUUUGAUAAAAAUAUAAAAUCCACUAUUCGGGUUUCUGAAACCAUCACACAAGUUAUUGAACUUUGGGAUGUGACUUGUGUCUGUGAACUGUUCUCAUGUGAACAGGUAAUGAAUGAGCUCAGAGAAUGGCUGGUCUGUCUUACAAAACGACAUGGAAUUCUGCUUUCAAAAGUCAGAGCAAACAUCAACACAGAUUUACAGUUACAUUCUCAAAAGGAAAUUGGAGUUGGAAAUUAAAUGUUUCACAUGGAGAGCUUCAGUUUUAUUUUAUGCUUAUGUUUUUGAUAAUAAAUACUGU